UGCACAGCUCCUGCUCCUGUGUCCCGACUUGCACAGUCCCAAUAAACAAGACAUGUCAAGUCCAAUUCGAAGGCCACCGUGCGACGACACAUCCCCACAAGAACCAACCUCACAAAAAAUCAAUCAACUGCAGCUGCAGGCACCUUCUCCAAGACACGUUUCAUUUCACCCACAGCAAGCGCAAGUACCAACUGGCUCUAUAGCCUUUUUUACUCGUCCUCCUCUUCUCCUCCCCGUCCCUUCCGCCCCACCCCACGAACCUCAAGCAAACGAACGAACUCACUCGCCGCAGAAGCCCGCCCACCCGCGGCCGAGAAGUCGCGCCGCUUAGCUCCAUCCGAUGGCUUCCGCUGCGGCGUCGCGUCCCCCUGCCCCACCGCCGCCACCCCCGCCGCCUCCGGCGACGAUGCAGUGGCUCAGCCCGCGGGUGUCCUUCAGCCUCGACGACGCGGGCUGCGGCGGCGGUGGGGGAAGGGACGCGGCGGCGGUGAUGGGAGCGGGGAAGCCGAGCGCCGACUUCGAGUUCCUGCUCGCGGGCUGCUCCGCGGUCUCCACCAUGCUCCCCGCCGACGAGCUCUUCUCGGGCGGGAAGCUCGUCCCUCUCCGCCUCCCCGCGCAGACGCCCGCCAGCUGUUCGACGGCGCGUCGGCCUCCUCUUACCCCGCCGGAGCCGGAGACGACGAAUACGCCCAAGCCGGAUCAGGAGCUGGCCAAGGAUGUGUCCAUGGCGUCGGAGGAAGAGGGCCCCAAGGUCGUGCCGGCCAGGCGGUGGAGGGAUCUGCUCCGGCUGCGCAAGCAGCAGGCCUCGUCGUCUUCGGCUUCGUCAGCAUCCUCAACGGAGACCACCAAGCCGCUGCGCCGCCUUCUCCGCCGUGGCAGCGGCGGGCCCAAGCCGCCGGAGCAGGAGCCGUCGCUCAGCCUUCCCCUCCUCCGCCCCGACGAUGAGCUCUCGCCCUCGCCCGCUUCCACGACAGUUCUUCAUCCUCAUCUUCAACCUUCGACUCCAUCCAAUCCCCAUCAGCAGCAUCAACAUCAGAACCACCAUCUGCCGCCGAAGAUCCGCCUGACGCCAUCGCAGCAGGCAACGGCGCCGCCCCCGCCGCCUCCGCCGCCGCCGCCACCUCCUUCCGCGGUCGCCGCCGACAGCCCGCGGCUGAACGCGGCGGGGAAGGUGGUGUUCAACGGGCUGGGCCGCAGCUCGUCCAGCCCCAGCAGCCUCGCGGGCGGGCGGCGCGCGCACGGCCACCGCUGCGGCGGGGGCGUGGGCAUGGAGCGUUCCUACUCGGCGCACGUGCGCGUGACGCCGGUGCUGAACGUGCCCGUCUGCCGCAAGUCCGUCUCCGUCUUCGGCAUCGACCGCCUCUUCUCCCCUUCCUCCGCCUCCUCCGCCGCGCACGCCGCUGCCAGCAAGAAGGGGAAGGUGGCGAAGAAGGAAGCAGCGCCGGUAACAACCGCCGCCGCAGCAACAGCACCUUCGCCCCAGAUGGCAGUUUGGCUCGCGAGGAGUCGGGCUGCUCCUGCUCUGCUCGCGCCACGAGCGAACCACAUGGCCGCCGCUGCGGUCGGUCGGUCAGAGACGCGUAGACAUGCAUGUGCUUGCCGCCGCUGCCGCCGUUGAGUCAGCAGUAGUCUUCAGUCGGCCAUGGAUCUGGCCAUCAUCUAUCAGAGGCUGCCAACACUAGUCAUCUCCUUUCAUUUCCUUCCAUCGAUCGUUCGUUCGCCUUCUUGCCAUCAUCUACUUCUCCUUCCGUGGCGUAAAUAAAAUAUCCGUUGGGUUUCUUGUUCACGGUCGUCGGUCCUCUGGGACUGGCAUGGCAUGCACGAUAUGGAAACAAAUAUUCACAGCCUGAGAUGCACGGUGCAUCAGUGCAUGAACAUCGCAUGUGGAAGCAAAAGACUGACGUACAGCAACAAGUGCAGGCAGGCAGCCAUGCGCACGUGACCUGCACAACGAACGGCGUGAGACGACGACGGCUCUGCAGAUGGAGGAAUCGGUAGAGGCCUGCAGGCUAGCUAUAUAUUGGACUACUGUGCUCCUACUGUCCUAGGCGUCCUGCCUUGGGUCUUUGAUUAUUUUCUUUCUCUCCCUGCUUUUUCUCAAUGCGUAUUGUAGUACUGUACUACCGAGUGUUUUUCUUCUUCUGGUCUACUCAAUGUGUACAAUCGCCUCGUUGUACUUUUUACCGCUUCAUUGAUCACCAGAGGUGGUGCUCCGUCGUCUUCUUCUUCUAUCUGCUUUUCUGAAUGCGGAUAGGCAUCUAAGCCCUGUGAGAGACUAUGAAUUUCUGCAUCACGUUUUGAGCGAGACAGGUCUUUGAUAUUGGACUAUGAAAGUGGUAAUUAACGUUGAAGGUUUUGAUAUGUGUAAAUCGCCUGAUUUUUUAGUCAGAAAUAAGUCGAUUGUUCAGUCUAAUUUGUGCUGCUUCCAGACUCACGGAGAACGAAAGAGAGAAGUGGGUAUGGAAGCCAAAGACUAAUUCGACGAUACGUCGAUUCAGAUUUACUUAAAAAUCAGACGUGCGAGAUAUACUCCGUAUAACCUCUGACCGAGUUUCCUGACUCUCAAAAAUCUCACCGGAAUCAUUUGAGGCCGGGAGGCGUAGUACAUAGUCCAUACCACCGUGACAUCCAUGGGCCAUUGGCCAGCAUACCACAAGGCAACAGUAACUGCCCACUGUUUCACUGACAGGUGACCUGUCUGUCCACCAAGGUGCUACCCCGGGCCCACCUGCCAGGGUCUGCCCCCCACACCCCUACAGGCUACAGCGCC
Brachypodium distachyon (stiff brome) is the source of this 2770-nucleotide messenger RNA. RefSeq names its product formin-like protein 5. The transcript has 2 exons. Bases 341 to 1618 code for a protein of 425 amino acids. NCBI's taxonomy places the organism in Eukaryota, Viridiplantae, Streptophyta, Magnoliopsida, Poales, Poaceae. The record is from RefSeq and is a predicted model, not a curated record.